Molecule: messenger RNA, 2900 nt
Organism: Eutrema salsugineum
Lineage: Eukaryota; Viridiplantae; Streptophyta; Magnoliopsida; Brassicales; Brassicaceae
Exons: 6
Coding region: 78-2120 (680 amino acids)
Source: RefSeq, a predicted model, not a curated record
ACCGGUUUGUAGUGGCCACCGUCGUUCUGAAUUCAAUAGUAGUGUAAUCGCCGGCGGCGAUUCUGCUCAUUUGUUCGAUGUCCUCUCCAUCAGCGGUCGCCGAUCUCUUGGCCGCGCUUGCCUACCGGCUCCAGAAUGGAAAUCGAGUUGUCGAAGAAGAACUGGAACAGUCUUGCUCGUCUUUGGGACUCGCUAUCUCGGAGCUUCACCGAUCUCUGACUCUGGACAUCGGCGGCGAGGAUUCUGGGAUUAGAGUUUUGGAUGCGGCGAUAUCUCUAAUGUGUUUCAAGGCACCUCAGGUUUUUGAUUCGGCGAUUGAGUAUUUGGUGCAAACAAUUGUUUGCGUCUUAUCAUCUUCAGUCAAUUGUAAGGUCCUUAGGUAUCGAAACGAUGAAAUAUUACAGUUUGGAAGCUCGAAUUUACCUCACUGCUCUGAAGAAUUGAUCGAAAUCUCUAAGGACAUUAUCGAUAAACUGGGGGCAAACGGAAGAUUGACUACAUUGUUGUUUCAAGCUGUUGUAAGAUCAGCAGCUUCAACAUCAUGCAGCGUUAUCGCGCAUAGAAAUUCAGUGGAUAGAAGAAAUAGGGCUGUCUCCAAACUUCUUGCUUACUUACCGAUAGAAUCAUCUAUAGAGGACCACGAGACACCACUGAGGAUCCUGUUCUGGUAUCAAGAUCCAUUGUCUUUCAAGGAAGAUAUUUCCAGAAUUUUGAAAGAUGUGGUGGAGAGGCCUUUCCUUUGUCUAAAGAAGGAGCUCUUCGAGAGUGCAGAGUGGCGCGAUAUUGUCAUCUGCUUAGCCCUCUCUCCUUCUAUGUUUAUCAACGCCAGAGCCCUCUUACAUAAAUGGUUUUUGCUUACGGGACUUGCUACAGUCUUCGAAUUACUUGCCGCGUUGGUCUCUGCAAUAGUGGACACAAUUUCAAGACCAUCGUUGUGGGGUAUACCAAUGCAACUAGCUUCCUUGUUGCCAUUCUCUGAUGCAUACUUUCCUUUCCAGUGUCAAUUUCUGAGAAUCUUGGCUGGUCCUUUCACCUCCAACUCCCUCGUAAUGUUAGCUCAUACUGUCAGUGUACCAUUUGCUGUUCAUGGGCGACAACGACGGGAUACUAAUUGCAAGCCUACUCCAGCAAAAUUUCAAGCAUUGGAUGACAAAACCGAAUGGGCUUUGGCUAUUAACUUCCCAGAAUGGUUUUAUUUUGCUUCUGUUAUGCUCUUCUCAGAAGGAAAUUCGUUAGAAAAUAUCCACCAUAGAUACACUUCACAAGUGGCUGAUGCAUGUGAUGUGGAAGAUCUCUCCAUUGGUGCGGCUACAUACAUUGCUUGGAUUCUAAACCCUGUAAAAGGAACCAUUCAAGAAUCACUAAGUAAGUCUCUCAUUAGAGUCUCAGAGAUAUGUACCCAAAAACGUUGCUGCUCAGAAGCACAUUCUAGUGAGACUAUAACUGGCAAGAGAAAAAAACGAGAUAGGCUCGAUUCUGGCAAAUUAAAGGCUUCCAGUAUUGUGGAAGACCUGGUCAGAGAAUUUCACAGCAAAGUCACCAGUUCAUUUUCUUAUGAAUUAGAUUCUCGUAAAACGCAUCCAUCUUUGAGCUCUGGCCUUCGAAACAAUUUUUUGGUUAGAAGUGUGGUGGUUGGCGUACUGAUUGGUUCUCCAUAUUCAGUAACAGAUGAGGAGUGUGAAAUGGUACUGCACUAUGUUGCAACUGGGAAAGUUCUCGCCAUUAAGAAAUCACGGAUUAGCGGAUUCAAACAAGCAAAGGGAUGCCCUAAAUUAACUGCUUUGUUGUCAAAUGAAAUUACCAAGGAGGAGGCAAUUGAAGGCGCACGUCUUGUUUUCAACUUAACCGACACUCUGGAGAGUAUGUGUGUAUCAAGUUUUGAAGCUGAAGAGGAUGCCCAGGAGUUUAUUAACCAGUUUAAGCUAAGAUCCAGCAAGUAUUUGGUCAAAUGCAUCGACCGCCUGAUUCAACUUCACUGUGAAGAAGAUGGAGAUACAAUACUAAAUGACCUGCAUAUCAGACUGCUACAAUGGACGAUAAAAGGACCAGAAGAUCCGCAGCUCAACGAAGAUCUUGAUAUCAUCACUGCUAAAUUGACCUGCAUAUUCUCGCUCGUCUAACUGCCAUCCUUCAUCCCGACUUGUGUCAUAUUUGGUGGUACACAUGUUUUUGGGGAAAAUGGUGAUCAGAUAUGAACUGUUUAAAGCACUCACACGACUGGAAAAAGAUAGUACUGACGUUCAGGUAACUGAACUUGUUUGCCUUCUUUUGUUUAUUUUUUAAAAUACUAGCACAAUCAGAAGUACGAUAUCUAGUUCACUAGUUUGUUUAGAGCCUACAAGUUCUAAUGGAGCUUUAAAUUUAAUAUUAUUCCUCUUUUGAACAGACCCUUUGUUUUUUUCUUCUUACUGUUACACUAUCUUUGAUCAUCAUAACAUGCUUACUUUUGACCCUUUAUAUUUUAGCUCCACAAAUUCAUUUGUCUGGAUUGGACCAGAGGAAUUGGACGAUUAGAUGGUGAGCCUUGCAACUACUUGAUGCCUUUUGUCAUGCUCGUAGACUGAGUUUUCGUCACAAGUUUUUCUUUAUUUCUAUUGUGUGAAUCCCUAACUAGGGAUAAAGACAAGAGGGGCCAUGGGAAAGAUUAUAUGUCUAUUGGGUUUUGGGAGUGACAACAGGUAAGAAGAAAUACAGAGAAGAAGAUUCUGUAAAUCAUCCAAACCAUGUGGUUUCACUUUCAGACAAGAAGUGUCAGAUGCCAACUCUAGACGACCCCACACCAAUCCACUUGGAGUUGGAGAACCUUACAUGAAAGCAGUUCGUAAUUUCGUAUACAUAUGUACCGCAGCAGAGAUUUUACCCCUCACUAGUUUCUUGUUUUAUACUUACCAUUUUUUUAU